ACGGUAUAUUUCAUAAAUAAUCAAAUCCGAGAGAUGCAUACUCAGCAACGAAUGGGGGAGGCUCCUUCCGGUCAAUCGCGUCAGACCGGUCAGCGGCAGCCCCCUUCUGGUCGGUCGACGCCGCGGAGCACGCUGAGAAAGAGUGGCGAUGAGGGCAGUGCGCCCCCCGAAAGCGCCUGUGUUAACAUAGGCCCUAAAGGAGAAAAAGAUGACUUGCAGGGGAUAUCAGAAAUAUGGAAUCUUCCAAAAGAAACUAAGAAAAAGGAAAACAAGUCCUCCGUCUGCGAUGUCAUAUUUUUAAAAAUGUGCAGAGUUGUGCUCUUUAUUGUUUUGACGCUAUUGCUGCUUUCGUGCGGCAUACUGCACAAGCUUUACUUCUUGACUCUUCUGAAAAAUCUCUCUGAGAAACUGCAUGCUCCAGUCCAUAGCGAUUUGUCGAAAGUUGAAAACAAGAAAAUUCAAGCAAUUUCAAUUCUCGUGUGCAUUGCAUUUUUUGAAUUCUUCACAUCUCUUGUUACUCUUUGGAGAGUUGUUUUCCAAGAUCAGAAGACUAACUGGACAAGACAACACUUAGCGACAGCUAUCCAGCAGGCCGUGAGCACUAUUGGAGAGGUAUAUUUGAUCAUCUAUGCCCUUCCAUUACUGGACAGUUUGAGGGCAUGUUUAGUUGUGACAGUUCUACCACUUAUUCCAAGCAUAUGCACGUUCGUGAGCACAAUUGGUCGGCUCAGGGUCAAGCGAUGUAUUAGAAAAGGUUCUUUUCUCAAACUUUGUGUAGCGGGUUUCCCGGUUUUGGCACUGGCAGGGAGUGUUUUCUUAUUGAUGUAUUGGCUAAUACCAUUUGACAGAGACUUGCACCUAAAAUGGGCGUUACCAACUCUUUUGAUGUGUAAGUCAGUAUGCUAUUUGGAUAAUUUUCUUUGCUUAAAAAGAACUGCAAAUGUUCCAAAACAAACAACAGGUGAACAAGAUUCCCAUUCGGAGACAAGUGAAUCUAAAAUAGAAGAAAAACAGUACAAGACGGAACAUAAACAAGAAUUUAUUCGAUUUACUGUUCGUUGGUUAAUAUGUUUAUUGUUUAUUAUUUCGAUAGUGUUGAAUUUAAAUAUGAAACUAAUAGAAAUAGUCGACAAACAGAAAAAUUCUGAAUCAUCUCUGACAAACGAGAACAUCGAAUCUUUAGCGUACAAUUCAACAACAAAUUCCACACUUGUACCACAACAGGAGAAUGGAAAUGUGACUUUAGAUUCUACGAAUGCUUUUUACCCAACAAUUUUCAACCAAUUGAUGGAGUUUUAUGACAGCUAUAAGCUUGAAAUUAGAACAUUGACUUGUUCAUUUGCGAUUUCACGAUUAGCUUUGCUGGCUUGUCGACUGUCAAUGCAGCAAUUUUCAUUUGCUUUGCCACUCAUACUUACUCCACUGUUAUCAAUAAUAACUGUUAUUAGUCUUUCGUGCAAUAACUUUCCUGAGAGUAUCGAGCACAUGGCCGGAAUAAGUCUGACAUGUUUUAUAUCUGAAGACAAUGAAAUUGAGUUUUUCAUCGCUUGUUGGGCUUUGGCUUGGAUUGCUGUUAUCACCUUAACGUGGUACAUUUGGGUUCCUCGGGUCGAGAGAAUGGCAAAACUGGAGAGGUUGUUUUCCGGCAGUUUUUACGAUUUCUUUUUCCCUGAUUUGAAUAUGCUCCUUCGAAGGAGAAAUGACCAUCAAAUUGGAGAGCAACACACAAACAAUGUACAAUCGAGUGACGUUCCAAAAGUCAUUAUCUGCGUAACAAUGUGGCACGAAACAUGCCAAGAAAUGUGUCAGCUUCUAAAGUCUAUUUGCAGAUUAGAUCUGCAUUUAUCUAUUCGAGAGGAAGCUGACACUGUAGGCGAGGACGGAAUCGGGACAGAAGACGGAAAACAAGACGCUGAAAAGAAAACACAAGACCCUGAUAAAAUUCAAAUUGAGGUUCAAAUAGUAUUUGACGAUGCAUUUUGCUCAACAAAAAACGGUCGUGAGGUUAAUGAAUAUCUGCUCCAGUUUAUGUCAUGUUUGCAAAAGGCUGUUAGAUCCGUGUUGAAAGACAAGGAGUUCGUGAAGUGGAAUAAAACAUUCCAAAGGAAAGUGGUUCAGACCCCUUAUGGUGGACAAUUCGUUCUACAACUUCCAGGCGGUACACAAAUGACGGUGCAUUUGAAGGAUAAGAAAAAGAUAAGGGCCCGAAAACGAUGGUCUCAGGUGAUGUAUAUGUACUAUUGUUUGUUGUACAAAAUGGGAAAGACCUAUCCAGAUACGAUUAAAGAGGAGCUGAAGAAGACAUUCAUUCUAACCCUUGACGGUGAUGUAGACUUUGAACCGAAGUCAGUUCUACGAAUGAUGGAUCGAAUGAAGAUGAACAACCGUGUCGCAGCAGUUUGUGGCAGGAUUCACCCAAUAGGAUCAGGUCCAAUGGUGUGGUACCAACAAUUCGAAUAUGCAGUCGGCCACUGGCUUCAAAAGGCAUGCGAACAUAUAUUCGGUUCUGUGCUAUGUUGCCCUGGAUGCUUUUCUAUAUUUCGAGCAUCUGCCCUAGUUGACGAUAACGUCUUGAAAACGUACACUAAAGAGCCAGAGGAUGGAAAACACCUUGUGCAGUUUGAACAAGGCGAGGAUAGGUGGCUUUGUACUCUUCUCAUUAAACGAGGAUACAAGAUAGACUACUGCGCAGCCGCAGAUGCAAAAACGUUUGCACCAGAAAACUUUUGGGACUUUUUUGUUCAACGACGGCGCUGGUCACCAUCAACAAUGGCAAAUAUGAUUGACUUGGUCCUUUGUUGGAAACAAAUAGUCCAAAACAACAGAGAAAUCAACCAUUUCUUUAUGCUUUAUCAAUUAGUACUGGUUGUAACAAGUGUAUUAGCUCCUGGAACUGUCCUUGUUAUGAUAGCAGGGUCAUUUAGUUCAGUAUUAAGUUUGAAGCCAUGGAAUGCAUUUUUCGUAGCCGUGACUCCGGUAGUUUUGUUCGCAGUGUUAUGCCUGACAGUAACUCAGAAAAAGCAACUCCUUGUGGCCGCAAUACUAAGCACAGCAUAUACGUUUGUAAUGGUUAUUGUGACAAUCGGCAUGAUUUUAAACAUUGUGAGCGAGACAGUUCUUUCUCCAAGCGUGAUUUUCCUUAUAUUUGUUGGAGCAGUAUUUUUAAUAUCGGCCUUGCUUCACCCUCAAGAAUUCACAUGUCUCCUUCCUGGCUUACUAUAUUACGUUUCUGUGCCUUCUACAUUUAUUUUUCUGACUGUAUUUUAUAUGUGCAAUUUACAUGACAUCCGUUGGGGUACUCGAGAAUCCAAAUCUCCAUCAUCCCAAACGCAAGGACAGAGUGGAAAUAAGAAAUCUUUUAUGCGUUUGCUUAUCGCUCUUGUUCAACAAUACUUGCAAGCAAAACUCGGUGAAAUUAACCCAAAUGGUCCCGAUUUGGAACAGGUUGAAAUACAACAAAGCGAACAACACGUGGACAUGAUAAAUUAUGAAGACGAUAGCUACUGGAUAAAAUCACAAUUAACAGACUCAAAACAAAGGUUAAAAAAAUAUUUACUCAGCAAAGAUGAGGACACAUUUUGGACAUAUACAAUUCAAAAAUAUUUGAAGCCACUUGAAAACAAUAAGAAACUCCAAGAAAAAUUUAAUCGUGAAUUAAUUUCGUUGAGGAACAACUGUGUGUACGGUUUCUUUAUGUUGAACUUUAUGCUAGCAUUAGCACUGUUGCAAUUACAAGUAAGCAAAGAAAAUUUAAAUGGGUUUUAUAUCGCGGGGAAAUAUGAACCAUUAUCAGUAACGUUCCUGUCUAUUUUUGCAAUUUUACUUUUGACCCAAUUUAUUUUUAUGCUUUCCCAUCGAUGGAGAACUUUCUGCCAUUUUAUUUCGAGCACAAAGGUAUUUGAGUGCUUCUGUUCAAGACGAAAAAAGACUAAAGCGCAUGAAUUUCAAGAACACUUGAAGGAGAUUGAGCAUGAUUUGGAGGAAGAUGAAGAAGCAGAUGAUCCCCCGCCUAAUAAUAUGAAUGAGCCUGAUGUUGAUUAUGACGACUUUGAUUGCGAAACUAUUUCUGAUACGGCAUCUUCUUCACCAAGUAGACCAAACGCAAGAACAUUCAAUAUUUACCGUCACAGGAUACAGACUGUGCGCAAUAAAAAACUACAUAGACAGCCGAUUAAUGAAUGUUUGUAUCAUCUUGACCAUGGUCGUGUUGAUGGAUCUUUUUUACGACCUGGAGUUAAAUACCCUAGCAACAUUUUUCAUGAGGACAGAAGAGGUAGUGAGCUGAUAUAGUGAUAAUGAAGUCCGCGUUAAAGUAACAGACUACAGUCAACUGAUUACUACCUUUGUAAAGUUCCAUGUUUUUGAUUGUACACGUGUUUGUUUAGAAAUAUAUUCAGUUACAUUUAAUCGUAUUUAAAGUUUAAAUAAGUGGUUUUAUGGCCGAGUAUUGUCUGUUGUAACGACCGUACAUAUGUCAUAAAGAAAUGUGUUAAACGGAUAAUAUGAAAAUGAAAUAUUUAAAUUGACUAUUUAA
This is a messenger RNA of Mya arenaria, 4534 nucleotides long. RefSeq names its product chitin synthase chs-2-like. NCBI's taxonomy places the organism in Eukaryota, Metazoa, Mollusca, Bivalvia, Myida, Myidae. The coding region runs from base 34 to 4290 and encodes 1418 amino acids. Gene Ontology annotation, molecular function: chitin synthase activity. The transcript is spliced from 12 exons. Gene Ontology annotation, cellular component: cell periphery; cell septum. The record is from RefSeq and is a predicted model, not a curated record.